CGUUAGCCAAUGGGGCUCCUCCCGCCCGCUGACAUCACCAACUAGCCAGUUCCCUCCAGCUGCAGAGCGCUUCAGUUUCUGUCUUUUUUUAAACUAAAAUGGAGGCUGGUUUCUUGCCUUAAGGAAUACACUGCCUUUCCUGCUGGAGCCUAGAUGUUGACAUGUAACAGAGCUGGCAGCAGGAUGGUGGUUGACGCAGCCAAUUCCAAUGGGCCGUUCCAGCCCGUGGCCCUUUUGCAUAUUAGAGAUGUUCCUCCUGCUGAUCAAGAAAAGCUUUUUAUCCAGAAGUUACGACAGUGUUGUGUACUUUUUGACUUUGUUUCUGAUCCACUAAGUGACCUAAAGUGGAAGGAAGUUAAACGAGCAGCUUUAAGUGAAAUGGUAGAAUAUAUCACACACAAUCGCAAUGUGAUUACAGAACCUAUUUACCCUGAAGUAGUACAUAUGUUUGCAGUUAAUAUGUUUCGAACAUUACCACCAUCUUCCAAUCCAACGGGAGCAGAAUUUGAUCCAGAGGAAGAUGAACCAACCUUAGAAGCUGCAUGGCCUCAUCUACAGCUUGUUUAUGAAUUUUUCUUAAGGUUUUUAGAAUCUCCAGAUUUUCAACCUAAUAUAGCUAAGAAAUAUAUUGAUCAGAAGUUUGUAUUACAGCUUUUAGAGCUCUUUGACAGUGAAGAUCCUCGUGAAAGAGAUUUUCUUAAAACAACUCUUCACAGAAUAUAUGGGAAAUUCUUAGGCUUAAGAGCUUACAUCCGGAAACAAAUUAAUAAUAUAUUUUAUAGGUUUAUUUAUGAAACAGAACAUCACAAUGGCAUAGCAGAAUUACUGGAAAUACUGGGAAGCAUAAUUAAUGGAUUUGCCUUACCUUUAAAAGAAGAGCACAAAAUAUUCCUAUUGAAGGUUUUGUUACCAUUGCACAAAGUGAAAUCACUCAGUGUCUACCAUCCACAGCUGGCAUACUGUGUAGUUCAAUUUUUAGAAAAGGACAGCACGCUUACAGAACCAGUUGUAAUGGCACUGCUGAAAUACUGGCCAAAGACUCACAGUCCAAAAGAAGUCAUGUUUUUAAAUGAACUAGAAGAAAUUUUAGAUGUUAUUGAACCAUCUGAAUUUGUAAAAGUUAUGGAGCCUCUUUUCAGACAGCUAGCCAAAUGUGUGUCCAGUCCACACUUUCAGGUUGCGGAGCGAGCGUUAUACUACUGGAAUAAUGAAUAUAUUAUGAGUUUAAUUAGUGAUAAUGCCGCAAAGAUUUUACCCAUCAUGUUUCCAUCCUUGUACCGGAAUUCAAAGACGCAUUGGAACAAGACAAUACAUGGCUUGAUAUACAAUGCUCUGAAACUCUUCAUGGAGAUGAACCAAAAACUGUUCGAUGACUGCACACAGCAAUUUAAAGCAGAAAAACUGAAAGAGAAGCUAAAAUUGAAGGAAAGGGAAGAAGCAUGGGUUAAAAUAGAAAAUCUAGCCAAAUCAAAUCCCCAGUACCCAACAUAUAGUGACACAAGUUUGCUGAACAGUCCUGUUGCAAUGGAAACAGAUGGGCCUUUAAUUGAAGAUUUGCAGAUGCUGAAAAAGACAGUGAAAGAAGAGGCUUGUCAGGCACAGAAAGAUCAGAAAAAAGAUCGUCCUCUUGUGCGACGCAAGUCAGAACUGCCUCAGGAUAUCUAUACCAUGAAAGCCUUGGAAUCACAUUGCAGAGCUGAUGAAUUAAUAUCACAUGAUGGGCAUUAAACUAUUACAGUGAUAUAUUAUUUUGGAGGAAAAGUUUUUUUCUGGACUCAGUUCUACAGUAGAACUUACUUUUUUGUGCCAUACCAAUCAGUUACACAGGAAGUCAAAGCUUUCUUCAACCCAGUUCUGUAGGCAAUAACUUUAAUAGAGUAUGCAGCUCAAGAUUAGUAGUUCAAACAAUGGUAAAUUACGGAAUUCCGUAUGCAGAAUAUUGGGUCAACUAUAAUCAAGUGGACACAAUUUCCUGGAGGUGUUAUCAUAGUACCAGCUAGCUGAUAACAUGCAGUUUUUAUAAUCACGUUUAAAAAAAGCAUUCUAUACACUCUUUACAUCUAAAAAAGUAAAUGACCAAUAGUUGGUACUAAGGAUAAAUUAAUGUUUUCAAAAUAAAAAUUAUUUCAAAUUUCGGUAUUAAAUUUUUUCUAGGAUUUCUCAACUUUACAGUUGUUUCCACAUUAUUGCUGUCUUGUAAUAUACCAGCAGUUUUGAAAAUACACAGUUAUUCUUUCGUAUUAUAAAACAUGGCUUACAAACUGGUAACUUUCAUGACAAUCCUCAAUCAUUGUUCCUUUCUAAGAAUUGUGUAAAUUUAUUUCUCCUUUACUUAGGAUAAAGUUAUAUAUCUAUAUAUACCAUGUCCUAAUACUUUAUGUAUAUUUAAAGCCAUAUUUUCCAGUCUUCAGUAUAUAAUACGGCACCAGUAUUCCAGAUAUGAACUGGUAGAAGAAUUUUUCCUAAAAUGAAAAUUUGUUUACUACGACUGGGAACAGACUGAAUAUAAAAUUGCAUUUUAAGUUUUUUCAAGUGAAUAAAAUACUCUUUCACUGUUUUCUCCCUUAUCUGAGCUUUUAAUACUCAGCAUUUUUCUUGGGCUCUAGGAGUUCAGUAUUCUGUGGCAGAUGUUAUGCGUGAUUUCAGUUGCAUCAGUUUUUAUCUGAAAGAUGAACUUAACCUUUCAGGAAACUCAACAUCACAAACUUAUUAAAAUAAGAAAAAGAACAGCAGACCCUUGAAUUCCAUUCUGCUUCUUUUUAAAUUAGUCUAAGAGCUGAGGAGAUAGUGACCAUAAUUUUACCAUGAAGAUAUUUUUUGUUGUUGUUGUAAAGAGCACAUGUGCUGCAAAUACACCUCACAAGUGAACUGAAAAUGCAUCUGAGUUGCUGAUGAUCUUCAAAUGCUGCUAUAUAUUCCACAAGAUUACUUGCAUGUAAUGAGCUUUUUGUUGUAGAUGGAAAAGCACGGGAGGAAAAUCUCUUUAAAAAUAUAGUGCUUUGUCUUCAAUAUUUGAUUUCUCUCAGGGUGGCCAGUAUUUUGACUUACUUAUCCUGCUUACAAGCUGUUUGAAAUGUGUUCUGCUAUUCUAAAUGGGUGAUUAGUUUCUUUUGUCUCUGGCAGUAACAUGAUAUAACUUAAUGUUUAAUGUCUUGAUGCAUAAAGAGAUAAAAAUGUGGCUUCUUUAAAAAUAGUUUUGUUUUACUUUUUAAGGAAGUAUAAGGUCUCCUGCAUCCAUUAAAAAACAAAAAUUGCCGCAAAGCAGACAUUCGUAGUAACCUUGUGCAGAUGUAGUACCUGCUGUUUGUUGGUUGCAUUUAACAUUAAAUUUCCAAUAUUUGUUACUUUGUCUAUUGGAAGAAAAUUGUGGGUGGUAAAUAUUGGCUUACAACAACUAAAUCUAAAGACCAACCCGACCUUUAAGUGGAAUGUCCACUGUGUCUGAAAACAUUUCCUGUAAAACUUGAAAAAGAAUACGCUUUACCAUUAGGAUAAACUAUAUUAAAACAGUUUAAAGAUGCCUUCUCCUUUUGAGGGAAAAAGGGUGCUUUUUUAAUUGUGUAAAGCAAUGUCUGUGUAUUUUGAUAUACCAUUGUUUGAACUUCCAUCUUUAGCUGGUAGAUUAUCAGUUACCUUUGAUUUUGGGUGUUCAGUAUGUUUGUGCAAGAGAUUGCUGAAAGGAAUUAUUCUUAUGUUACCCAAGGGAAAAAAAAAAACCAACCACACCUGUAUAUCAAUGUUUGGUUGAUUGUGUGACGCUCAACGUAUAAGAACAUCUUUCACUGUCUAGAUUUUAUUUCUGUUCUUUAUUGAAGAUAAACACUCACCAAAAAGGGAAAUGGUAUUUUUAAAGACUUAAAAGUUCCCCAUAAAUUCGUAUUUGAAGUUUUGGACCACUGAAUAACUAUUUGCUUAGGCAGUAUUCCAAAAUCUGUCACCACUAAUGGUUUAGCAUGUUUAUUAUCAAUAUUUAUAUAAUUCUUAUAAUCCUGUACUGAACCGUUCUAAACCUAAUACAUCCAAGAUAAAAAGAAAAAUUGAAGUAGAAUUUUGGUGACUGUUGUUCUUCAUAAAGUCCUGUGUCUGACACCUUCCCCUGUUUUCCAAAAUUAACCUGUACAUCAGGAAUGUCAAAAGUAAUAUUACAAGUGUCUUUUUAGUGUGGCUUUAGUAUGGCUUCAUUUUAAUAUUGUACAUACAUUGUACCUUGUUUUAUGGUAAUAAGUAAUAAAAAUGUAGACUUCAUAUUUUGUACAGAAUCGUCCUAUGUACAGAAUAAAAAGUUCCUAGAAACAGCAAA
Molecule: messenger RNA, 4300 nt
Organism: Athene cunicularia (burrowing owl)
Lineage: Eukaryota; Metazoa; Chordata; Aves; Strigiformes; Strigidae
Gene: PPP2R5C
Product: protein phosphatase 2 regulatory subunit B'gamma
Exons: 14
Coding region: 154-1728 (524 amino acids)
Biological process (GO): signal transduction; protein dephosphorylation
Cellular component (GO): protein phosphatase type 2A complex; nucleus; cytosol
Molecular function (GO): protein phosphatase activator activity
Source: RefSeq, a predicted model, not a curated record